CAUAGAAUCCAUAUAUUGUGUUCUAAUAUAUAUAUAAUAUAUUCAUGAAAAGUUUCGUAUUUUUGUAACGAACAAGAUAGACAUUUCAUAAGAAGAUACAUAGUUUUUGUUAUCCAGGAUUUGAAGUGUAUUUAAUAGAAGAAGUUUGUGAAUUUAGACAAAAAUCAUGUAGAACACUACAUGUAUCACGCCGUCAAUCAACAAUAUGUGAAGGAUAAAAUUAUCAAAGUAACUUAGACUUCAGUUUUUUUCUGAUUAAGCGUUCCAUCGACUGAAUUUAGAAUUGAAUUAAGAAGUAAUAUUUGUUGGUAGGACUUUUACUAUUUAUAAAACAUUAAUUACUGUUAAGUAGAAAUUGGUUAAGAAUGGAAACUCGUGUGAUAAUAAUGGCGUUUUUGUUGGGGAUAUCAGUGGAUUUCUCAUUAGAAGUGCCCUACUUAGCAAACCUGCCAAUAGUUUAUACUCUGUUUGAAGGAACACAAGAACAGUUUACAUUCAAUAGCCAGCAAUUGAUCUGUGAAAAUGCUACGAAUCGAUAUAAGGUCAACUUUAUUAACGUUGACCCUACAACUAAUUGUCAAAGCUGCUUUAAUGUGUGGGCUGACACCGCUGGUGCAGGACAACCGAGCUACUUCCUUCGGUUUGUACCUAGUGCUACUAAAUUAGACUACAACGCAGAGAAUACGUACACAAUAACACUGACGUGUGAAGACAGUGUCGUUGAAUCACAAGAUCAAAAGGUUGAAGUACGAAUAACUCCUAACAACCAACCAACCUUCAGUACACCAUCAUUCGACAGGGUAACAUUACAGUCCUCAAAUUUAUUUGCUGGAACUAAUGUAUAUGAAAUUGUAGCCACAGAUUCGGAAAAUGAUCCGAUAGAAUAUGCUCUAGAAACUGUACCGACGUCAUCAAAUUUCGACAUAAGAGCCAAUGGACAGAUCUACACAGUAAAUGGUUUUGAAGGAAUCUGUUCAGGACAGAAUAGUUAUGAAUUUAGAGUUCGUAUUAAGGAUCCAUACAAUGAAUUUACAGAUCCAAUAUCUGUCACUUUAGAUCUACAAUUUCCCAACUUACCGUCUAUUGGUAACGCCAAUAGAGAUGUAACAGUACCGGAGAACAGUGUACAGAAUAUACAUACAUUUACUGGUGUAUCUGGUACAAUUACUAUAUUAAAUGUACAACCUAGUAUUAUGAGAAAUAAGGUGACACUCUUUGGGGGAAACAUAUUGAGAGUUGAUGAAGUAUUUAAUUUUGAACAGUUUAAUACAGCAAACGUCACACUUCUUGUUAAAAGCGGCCAAUGUGAAGCAAGGUACUGGUUGAUGGUGCGUGUUCAAGAAAUGAAUGACAUUCCAGUAUUAACACCAGCGAAAAUAAGUGCUUCCGUACCAGAGGGAGUUAUCACCUACAAUGCAGGCUUUAAAGUAGAAGAUGAGGAUUUUUCGGAUACGGUAACCUACACUAUACAGCGAGCUAUCUCUGGAACACGUGAUAUCACGAGAGAUUUCACCAUUAAUCAAGACGGAGAAAUUAUUUCAAAUUUUGACUUUGACCUUGACAGCAGGGGUUCUGAAGUUGAAUUGAUAACAUUUACUGUACGUGCUACUGAUAAAAGAGGUGGUUUUGAUGAAAGUGAAGUUAUAUUGAGAGUUGAAAAUAUCAAUGAUAAUCCCCCAGUUAUCACCACGGCAUCUAUUAUAAAUGACGUACUGAUGGAUUGUGAUCCGCCACAACGAAUCGCCACCGUAGCCGCAACAGAUUUAGAUCCAGGUACAAGUCCCAACGGUCAGUUCCAGUUUAAAGGUAGCGGAGCGGGAAACUUGAGAGUGACCCCGGAUGGUGCCGUUUUCUUGGACACGCCUGUAACAGCAGACACAACCUAUUCUUAUACGAUAUUUGCUGAAGAUUUAGGCAAUCCACAACUAACCAGUGCCAAACCAAUUACCAUUACAGUCAUAGGUCAAGCUUGUACAACCAUCUUCGUACCACCAACAACAUUACCGGCAGUAGUUGUUACUGUGCCCGCAGUGACACUGAACACUGGGGCCGGUGCUGGGGCCGGUGCUGGUGCGGGAGCUUCUGCUGGGGCUUCGGCGUCAGCUUCGUCCACGUCCCUUUUGGACGACCCCACUAACCUCAUCUGGAUAAUUUUCCUUGGACUAUUGGGUCUCCUGCUGCUUGGUCUCCUGGCAUGGCUGUUAUGGAGAUUCUGCUUUCCCCGAUGUUGUCCUGGUUGCUAUGGUAGCGACUCAUCAGCAUUGGGUAGAAAUACUGGAGGAAGUGACGGGUGUUGUAAUAGAUGCUGUGGCAAAUCCAAUCCAACAGUUGGCCCACGAGAACCGGAGCACUACCCCGAAGGAAAGGUUAAAGACUUUUGGCAAGAACACUAUCAAGAACUUGAUUAUGACAACACAACACACAGAAGUCACGUUCCUACAAGUGGUCUACAUGAAGAUGGUUAUCUAAACCCACGAUAGAUACAUGCAAUAUAUGGAUGUAUCCAUGCAUACAAAGACUGACACAUACUAACAAUUUAUAGACUAAUGUUAAAGUUUAAAACACACACUACUUAUAUAAUAAAUUUAUAAAUUAAUACAUAAAAAUUUAUUCAAAGGUAAAUUUCAGUGGAUUUUUGUUUAUUCUACAAAUUCCCCAAAUGCCAAAAAUCCCGAUUUGUAAAUAUAAAUGUUAAUUUAGGAGGUUUUAAAAAGAACAACAAAAUAUUUUUUUUAAAAAUCUUUGGGGUUAUUUAGUGGAAGGAAAAUUUCAACAGAUAUUCCUGAAGAACUAAAUCUCAAAUUGACAUGUGUGAAAAUGUAUUACUAUAUUAUAAAAAUGUAUUCGAAAGGAGACCAUUAAUCUGACGUAUUACCAGAACUAUACUUAAAGGAGCCAAAUCGCUAAUAUUUGGGACCUAGAAAUUGACACAAAUGGGUCGCAACGCAUAUAAUAAUGUAGUAUGAAUGUAUAUAAACUGAUUUACAUUCAAACGUUUCUGUUUUUACUAUAAUUUCUAAUCAGUGAUGUUCGGCGAAAUACGUCAGAAGUCUAAAUCGAAUGGCAAUCUAUAGCGUCUGGUUAUUUCAGUCUACACCGAAAGUAUUUAUUGCGCAUGCUCUCCAGGUAAGAAUAUGGCGUCAUCGUUUGACAUGACUUGUGGAAUAUGUCUAGCAUCGUUCUUCGAGUCCCUGUUGCAAAUGGCGCUGAAACGCAUUAUGGUACACGAUUCGUGUACCAAUGGUAAAAUUUUUUUUUUGUCUUAAAUAUUGGAUAUCAGAAGUCCAUCUUUUCUCGGUAAGAUCACAACAUCCAU
This is a messenger RNA of Patella vulgata (common limpet), 3316 nucleotides long. RefSeq names its product protocadherin Fat 1. The transcript is spliced from 12 exons. Bases 366 to 2480 code for a protein of 704 amino acids. Gene Ontology annotation, molecular function: calcium ion binding. Gene Ontology annotation, biological process: homophilic cell-cell adhesion. The record is from RefSeq and is a predicted model, not a curated record. Gene Ontology annotation, cellular component: membrane. Lineage: Eukaryota; Metazoa; Mollusca; Gastropoda; Patellidae.